Molecule: messenger RNA, 3984 nt
Organism: Mus musculus (house mouse)
Lineage: Eukaryota; Metazoa; Chordata; Mammalia; Rodentia; Muridae
Product: predicted gene, 36210
Exons: 2
Coding region: 1261-1950 (229 amino acids)
Source: RefSeq, marked validated
GGAGGGGUGGGAGGUGCUGGGAGGAGCCACAGGGAUUGUGGGAGACUUGCCCUGGGUUUCUUUGGGACCUGACAUUUUAAGUUGAAAGCCAGCCUUGACAACAUAAGAAUUACAUAAGACCCUGUCUCAAAAAUGAAAUGAAAUAAAGCCCAAGAGACACAAGGAGUCUAAGAGACCCUGAGAGGAGCCAAAAAAGACCAACAUGGUGAAAGACAGGAUCAGAGACACUAGAGAAGAGGGAAGGACAGACAGCAGGGAAGGACAGGCGAGGUACACAGGCAGGGACAGUAUAAGAAUGAAGAAGAUUGACAGCCAUGAAGCUAGUGAGAAUCAGGAACUUUUAGAGGUGGGAGAGAUGGAGGGACCUAAUUCAGGAAGAAUUUCAAGGAACUAGAGGCACCAGGGCAUCGGAGACCCUGACUAUCCCCAAAUAGACACUUGUCACAGAGGCCGGUCCUGUCUCUCAACAGCAGGAGCCAAGCCAAGUUUGGCUCACAGCCUCUCCUUCAGUCAGAGAUCCAGUACCCUCCAUCCGAAGUGGCACUCACAUACACACACCCCCACACAGACAUACACGUAUACAAUUAUUUAAACAACCCAGAAUCCCUUGGGGGACAGCCUCAGACGUGUUCUGUUCUCCCCACCCCUGGAGUCUGAAACCUGGCUCCCGCAUGGUUCUCAGGAUUCAGACGCCAGAGUCGGGUCCCCUCACAAAGAAGUAGGCCUUGGGGUGGGGUAGUCUGAGGGUGAUGGGCUUAUGUGGGGUGCUUGACCCACCCCGGAGGUUCUGGCACCUCUCUCAGAGACAGGAUCCUUCUUCCAGCCACCAGAGAUCCCCUCCCCGCGUCUCCUUUUCAAAGGCACUCAACAUUAAUCGCUGAGGUUGACUCUGUGCCUAGCCCGGCCUUGCUAAAGAGGCUUUUGUCCCCUUAAUUGGCUAUCUCUAAGAGCCUAUCUCCGCCUCAGCACCCACGCGCCCCUGCUUUAUAUCCCAGGCCCAACUAUGUGUUAAUUGGGCAUGUAAGAGAUGUGCGGAACACCCCCUCCCCUCCCUGCCCCUUGCCUUCCUAUAUGAGCCUCUCACCUGCAGUCAUCAGAGUCCAGCAUCUGCAGUGGGACAGGCACAUCGGGAGGGCUUACCUUAAUUACCAGGGUGGUUUCCCAUUCUGUAACACCAGACCUUGAGGCCAUAUGCUCCUGUCCCAUCUCUGGUUUGUGGGGUGAUUUCUGAUCUGCAUUGUGACUCCUAAGCAACCAGCCAUGCACCCUGGAUCCCCUGCAGCCCCUGGGGUCUCUGAGCCUGGACCCCGAGAGCUGUGUGCCUUUGUGAGUGGGGCUUCGGCCCACAUGCUGCGGGCCCUGCAACCCAGGCGUAUUCGGCCCUCCAAACGCAGACCCAACCACCGGAGGUUUCUACACAACCAGAUCUGCAGGGAGUUUGCCAAGAUUGAAGCCGCCACCCAGCACCUGGCUCUGACCAUCCUGUCUCAAAAAGCGCCUGCUCAGAGACCACCGUUCCGAAGGCCACCUCCGCCGCCUCCGUCCCCCUUCCUGGGGGUGGCGUGUGCAGAGGCCCCCAUGGAAGCGCCCCACGGCAGCCCCAGCCUGAGCCCAGUUGCCCUAGACACCUCAACCCUUGAUCUCUUUGAUGACAUUCUGCUCACUCCUACACCACGUCCCUUGGUGACUCCUGACAGCUUCUGCCAGACUCUCCCUGCUGGUAACCCCCAGGUGGCAUCCGAUGUCAUCUCUCAUGCUCUGGGCCCAGGAGACCAGGGACAGCCAACCCCAAUACAGGCUCCAAGGUUCUCCAAUCUUCUGCUCCCUCCCCAGAAAGCCCAAGGGGGCAGCUUGGAGCCUGCAGCUCUAGGCUGUGGUUGGGUAGACAGUUGGGAGGCACCUUAUGCCUGUGAUCCUCAGGGAGUCCUGGACAGCUGGGGAGCCCUUUGAAACCCAAUCAACACAGGCCAAACCCAUCUCAGGCCCAGCCAACCUCCCUGCUCCUGACAGAUGUAAGAAUAUUGCGCAGUUGGUAGAGUGCCUGGCUAACACGCAAGAAGCCAGGAUUCCAUGCCCAGAACCCUAUAAAUGUGUAAAAUAAACCAAGCCCAGGCUCCCACUGUGAACCACAAUCCAGAGCUCUGCUCCCAGAACCAGGGCCAUCGCUCUCCACUUUGAGACUAACCCCUGCAUAUCUCCUGCAUAUCACAUAGGAACAGGAUUGAGAACUCUGGGAGGAUCUCUGGCCAUUCAUUUUCCCUUUUUCCCUUCUUCCUUCCCAGUGGAUGGGUCCCCCACCCCGUUCCCUCUCUCUCUCACACACACAACACACCUGCUCUUUGCUUGGUGUUUGCUCUGUCUCAACAGUUUCUCAAUUCCACAGAGCAUUGCUAUGGAUCAGGCCCAGGCCUUGGUGUUAAGACUCUGCAGACAAAGCAGACAAGAUCCCAGUCUCUGUGGGUACAUAAUGCACACGAACCUGCAGAGAGCUUCAGACAGCAAGAUCAAUUUCCAGUUUUUGAUUGGAAUGAGCGUUAGGACACAAAAUAUGUGGCUGACCGAGAGAGAGGACUAUUGGACAUUGCAUGACCAGAGAAGGUGCGGAAUGCUAAGCAGAAUCAGGCUGUAGGAAGGCAUGGAUCCUGGGGCAGGAACUGCACAGCCAAGGCCCUGAGGUGGGACUCUGAGGCCACUAAGACAGGUCAAUGUAGCUGGAGAGUUCUGAGUUUGUAAGAGGUAUGAAUUGGAGAAAACGUAAACCUAGUUUUUAUGGUAGGUUAUUGGGUUGUUUUUUUUUUUUUCUUUUUAGACAGUGCUGGGAUUGUGGGCCUGUGAUAUUAUGCCUCCCUCCCCUCUCUUAGGAUUUCCCCAAAAUGCUCUAGUCUAUCUGUCCUGACCAGGGCAGGUCUCACCUUCCUGUGUGUACUUGUGUCCUGCAUCCUUGGGUUUAGGAGAUGUGAUGGGGUGGGGUGGGCAUGCUGCCCUGUCCUUCUCCAGCUCUCAGAUCCAGAGGGAGACCUGGGGUUCCUCAGUAAGGAGCUGCAGGGGGUGGGCUCCAGAUCUCUCAGACUCAGAGCUGGCAAGCAGUGGCUACUGCCAGUGGCUAGGAGAGGAUACUCUGGCCAGCCCAGACCCAGCCGCUGGUUAGCAAGCCAGGCAGGACCUGCGUGCAUAGCAAGCCAGGCAGGACCUUCGUGCACAAGCUUGUGGUUUGAGAAUGCUCCACGGGGGGGGGGGGGGGGGUGUCGGGGGGUGGGCUCCGGUGUCUCUAAAUCAAGCCGGCUGGGUGCUGGCUUUAUGGUUUGAGGGCUGAAAGUCAUGUAGCAGUCUCCCUUUCCCUGUCCUGAGUCCCCAUGAUGCACUUAUGUGUAGAGUCUGGGAGUGUAGCAGCCAGCAAGAUUAUGCCUGGAAGACCUGGGGAGGAAGAUCUUCACAAACAAGCAAAUGAGAAAAUGCCAGCUCAGGAGGAGCCUUGGGGGCCCUGAAAUACAGUGAUAUGGAGGUGGGGGAGGGGUUGCCUCAAUGAGAACAUCCUCUUUGAGGGUGUCACACAUCCAUGAAAUCUGAGGUGGUCUUUGGUUUUCAAGGCCAGCAUUUCUGACCUGCAGACCCAGUCCUAAGAGGCUUGAGAUAAGAUCUAUGCUGGCCUGUGUUUCCUGUAUCAGGUUCCCGGGGGCUGGGAGACAUAAUGAGUAGGAUCAAGUGCUUAUCCUUCAGUCAGCUGACUCAUCAUCCUACAAAGACAUCAAUGGAUAGAGAAGGACAGUCCACCGAGUCAGCUCGCGCUCUCUCCAAAGAAUUUGGAUUUGGAAUCUGAGAUGUCCCAGGAAAUCCAGUGACUUCCUCCCUCCCUCCCUCUUUUCCUCCCUCCCUCUCUCCCUCCAUAUGUAAUCCAUAGUCUCUCUAGUUUUAGUUCAGACAAUUGGUCUUGGUCUUCAAAUACCACACAGAAAAUUCCAGAAAUAAAGCAUUCGUCUUAAUUUA